AUGAGGCGGGCAGCGCCGCCGCAGGACCUGCUGACGCAGGCCGCGCGGCGGACCUUCGAGGUCGCCUACGGCGAGUCCCGGUCGAGGCGGGGCCAGCUCGCCGCCACCGCCCAGCUGCGCACCACGGGCCUGCAGGGCUCGGCCGUGGUCGGCGGCCUGCGGGAGGCGGAGCUCGGCCCCGCGGCCAUGGAGGUAGCGCUCGCGGCCCUGCAGAACGCGGCCCCGCUGGCCAUGGGCCCCGAGGGUGGCCCCGCCGGGGAUCGCCCCCCCGCGGCCGGCGGUGCCAGCUGGCGCGGACAGGCCGCGACGAAGCACUGGGGGGAGCUCGUGUACAGCUGGUCGCCGCUCCCAAUCGGCCUCAUCGUCGUGUUCGCGGCGAGCCCCAUGGAGCAGGAGGACGGCGCCCAG
This is a messenger RNA of Prorocentrum cordatum, 408 nucleotides long. The record is from the annotation of a GenBank genome assembly. NCBI's taxonomy places the organism in Eukaryota, Dinophyceae, Prorocentrales, Prorocentraceae.